Molecule: messenger RNA, 1686 nt
Organism: Arvicola amphibius (Eurasian water vole)
Lineage: Eukaryota; Metazoa; Chordata; Mammalia; Rodentia; Cricetidae
Gene: Dmrt2
Product: doublesex and mab-3 related transcription factor 2
Exons: 3
Coding region: 1-1686 (561 amino acids)
Biological process (GO): regulation of transcription by RNA polymerase II; sex differentiation
Cellular component (GO): nucleus
Molecular function (GO): DNA-binding transcription factor activity, RNA polymerase II-specific; RNA polymerase II cis-regulatory region sequence-specific DNA binding
Source: RefSeq, a predicted model, not a curated record
AUGACAGAAGGACAGGCAGUCCUGGGAGCCGGGGACUGGGAGAUCGACGUGGAGAGCCUAGAGCUGGAGGAGGAUGGCAGUGGGACUCCGCAGCGGACCACGUCUCAGGGACCCAGUCCGUCAACAGCAGACGGGGACAUCGAGGAGGACGAGGAAGAAGACGAGGAGGACGAAGAUGCAGAGGACGAGGGUGACGGCGAAGAACCGGGCGCGUCCCCGGAGGUGCCGGACCGGCCAGAGCAGCCGGGAGGACCGGCACCCAGGCCACCGCCAGCGGCUCAGGAGCUGCCAGCCGCCGCUGCAGCCCCUGAGCGCGGUGCCACCGCGGGUGGCGGCGCGGAGCCUCGCAAACUGAGCCGCACGCCCAAAUGCGCGCGCUGCCGCAACCACGGCGUGGUGUCCUGUCUCAAGGGCCACAAGCGCUUCUGUCGCUGGCGGGACUGCCAGUGCGCCAACUGCCUGCUAGUGGUGGAGCGCCAGCGUGUCAUGGCCGCCCAGGUGGCGCUCCGGAGGCAGCAGGCCACCGAGGACAAGAAGGGGCUUUCCGGGAAACAGAAUAAUUUCGAGCGGAAAGCAGUGUACCAGAGGCAAGUCAGGGCGCCAAGUUUGCUGGCCAAAAGCAUUUUAGAAGGCUAUCGCCCAAUAACUGCGGAGACUUACCUGGGAGGGACCCUUCCUCUACCGCCACCUGUUAGUGACAGGAUGAGGAAGAGAAGAGCCUUUGCGGACAAAGAGUUGGAGAACAUCAUGCUGGAGAGAGAAUAUAAGGAGAGGGAGAUGUUGGAAACUUCUCAAGCUGCGGCCUUGUUCCUGCCCAACCGUAUGGUGCCGGGACCUGAAUACAGUUCCUACAAAAGUGCCUACAGCCCCACUGCAGGGGAGCCACCCAGCAAGGACUUUUGUAACUUUUUACCAACCUGCCUCGAUCUCACCAUGCAGUAUUCAGGAUCGGGGAACAUGGAACUGAUUUCUUCUAAUGUUAGUGUGGCCACAACUUACAGACAAUAUCCCCUGUCCUCACGAUUUUUAGUUUGGCCCAAAUGCGGUCCCAUUAGCGACACCCUUCUUUACCAGCAAUACCUUUUAAAUGCUACCACUUCUGUUCAAGCCUUGAAGUCUGGGGCCAACUGGGAUUUGAAAGGAACCCGAAUUCAGGAUGGCCUUAGUGCAGAGCAUGACAUGAUGCCACCGAAACCAGAAGGCUCCCUGGUGUUGCCUCAUCUCCCGGAGGUCCCAACCUCAAGAACUGACCUUCAGGCUCACCAGGUUGUCCCUGAGAGGUCUGCCUUCUCCCCACCCAGGCGAAAUUUCUCUCCCAUUGAUAUGGAUUGCCUGGCAGCUCAAGGGCACGUCUUAACGAAGAUCAGCAAGGAAAACACCAGGCACCCUCUGCCACUUAAACAUAAUCCAUUCCACUCAGUAUUCCAGCAGACGUUCAACGACAAAUCAGGCCUUGAGCUGAAAACACCAUUUGUCAAAGAAGUCUUUGAUGAGAUCCCAAAGAAACACAGAGAGUGUUUGGUCAAGGAGAACCAGAAGUACACUUUUACAAUAGACAGAUGCGCAAAGGACCUCUUUGUAGCCAAACAAGUUGGAACGAAACUCUCAGCAAAUGAGCCGCUGUCAUUUUCUGUUGAAUCUAUUCUUAAGAGGCCUUCAUCUGCAGUCACUCAUGUCUCCCAGUGA